This is a messenger RNA of Aspergillus oryzae RIB40, 996 nucleotides long. RefSeq names its product SKI complex subunit WD repeat protein SKI8. Gene Ontology annotation, biological process: translation. The transcript is spliced from 6 exons. Gene Ontology annotation, cellular component: large ribosomal subunit; Cdc73/Paf1 complex. Gene Ontology annotation, molecular function: structural constituent of ribosome; protein binding. The record is from RefSeq and is a predicted model, not a curated record. Lineage: Eukaryota; Fungi; Ascomycota; Eurotiomycetes; Eurotiales; Aspergillaceae. Bases 1 to 996 code for a protein of 331 amino acids.
AUGGCUGGCAAGGCUUUGAAGGAUGUCAAAAGCCUCAACACCUGCCCUGGAUGCGGUCAAAUAAAGCGUGCGCAUGUUUUGUGCCCACACUGUGUUGAGACACACCCAACUGAUAUCUUCUCAUUGGCUGUAACCAAUAAGCAGAUUUUAUCGGCUUCUGGUGUCUCUGCUCUCAAGGUUCACUCUACUGCUGACCCUGAUUUCCCAUUAGUACAAUCGAUCGAUGAGGCCCAUAAACUUGGGUGCCAUCAUGUUGUAACCGAUGGCAACGGAUCGAGAUCAGUGAGUGUUGGUUUUGGUGGUGAGAUCAGGGUUUGGUCCUGUCAUGAUGGAAACUGGUCCGAAAAUAAGACAGUCUCAGCUGGCAACGCAGGAUCUACUGGUGUUUGGGCAAUUGCCUUGUCAGGCGAUGGCCAGUAUCUUGCCGGUGUAAGCCAAGAUGGGCACAUUCGAGUGUGGGAUUUGGAUGCCAAUGGCGAACAAAUACGUUACUAUGAGACCAAGGGUAGCUUUGGUACCUGCAUAGACUUGUCAGCAGAUGGCCGCUUCAUAGCUAGCGGGCAUGAGAAUGGCAGCGUCUAUAUCUUUAGCACGGAAACAGGUCGUAUGCCGUUUAGCUUAUCAGGCCUAGUGAAGCCCGUGCGAGCUGUUGCAUUCUCUCCCGGGGGAAAGUUUCUCGCUGCUGCUGGAGACUCCAAUGUGAUCGUGUUAUAUGACACUUCAUCUGGCGAGCAGGUGGCUAACCUCCCCGGGCAUUCAGCAUGGGUCUUGUCGCUUUCUUGGAGCCACACGGGAGAAUAUCUUUUAAGCGGAUCAUUUGAUGGAAAAGUGAAAGUCUGGUCGAUUGAUACCAGAACAUGUGUCGCAACGCAUUCCGAAACAGAGCGAGCCGUUUGGAACGUUAAAUGGCUGCCAAAGAUUGGGAAGUCAGAGGGGUUUGCCACGGCCGGGGCAAGCCGUAGCAUAUCAUUCUACAGGGAAGCUACAGGUGGUUGA